Messenger RNA from Cuscuta campestris, 2369 nucleotides. Lineage: Eukaryota; Viridiplantae; Streptophyta; Magnoliopsida; Solanales; Convolvulaceae. The record is from the annotation of a GenBank genome assembly.
AGCGAGAUAGAGAGGGAAAGAUAGCUGUUGAUUCGGAGCGAAGGCCACCAUGAAUAAUGCCAUAACUUUAAGAAUUAUCACUCUCCGAUUCUCCUCCCCGUUGAAUUUUUCUCUCCAGUUCCCCUUUAUUCCCCAGAAAGUCCCUAACAAUCUCAACCCCUUCACGAGAAAACGAUCGAGGGCUCCAAAGAUACUGGCUUUCUGCGCCGCGACAAGUUCGGAAUCGCUGAGUUGUGGUGGUUGGGAUACCCCUCAACUCGCUGGGGACUCAGUCGGCUCAGGUGAGUCCAACCAUCUUCACAGCCUUCUGAACUCGCUUGGAAUUAAUGACAGAAAAUAUGUCUUUGUUUAUGUGUUGGGGUUCGUAUGUGCUUUGGCCAUUUCUCGGGUCAAAGUUUCAUCAUUUAUUGCACUCCCAGCUUGUAUGAUGGUAUUUGUUCUUGGGUUUACAACUGGGCUUGUCAAUGGAGGUAAGAUGAGCUCAAGUGGGACCAAGAAGAUGCCCAAAGACGAUGUUGUUGGAGUUCCUUUUGAAAAAUUGAACUUUUUGGUAGAAUCCAUUAAUGGGUUUGGUGCUAAGAUUCUGGAUUUGAAGAAUGAUGUUAAGAAAGGGAUUGAAUGCAAUCAUAUUACAGUGGGUGAUCUUGAAAAUUUUGUCAACAGUUUAGAAUCUGCUAAUUCAUCUGCUGUUAAUGCCAAAAGUAUCAUUGAUGAUUGUAUAGUAAUUAGAAACCUGGAAAUGGGGAGAAGCUCAAAUCAAAAGCCGAGCAGACAAAAGAAAGAUCCAGGAGAGAACCAAUUUAGUUUCACUCAGUUCUUUGCCGGUUUGUUUCAGGAAAAACCAGAUAUAAAGCAUAAUAAAUUGAAAAGUUUCAAAGAUGAUAAUAAUGACUUAAUGGAUGGGAACAUAUUGGGUGCAUCUUCUACUAAGGAUAGAAACAUAAACAAUAUUUUAACUCAAAAAGAUGGAAGUACUGAUCAGAGUUCAAACCGUACGUCUUUCAGCCAUGUCAAAGCGAGUAGAUCAAACACAUUUGCUGAUGAGAAUGCAUAUUCGCCUGAAAUGGAUUAUACUGUCCAAUCAGUUAUUGGAAGGCAACAACAGUAUGGGUAUAAGACUAACCGUACCCAUUACAUGCGGAACGAGAAAAUCUCUCUAAAGAACAAUGGUUAUCUGAAUGGAAGUGGGAUUUGGACAUCUGGUGAGUUCUUGAACAACUCUAUGGAGUUUACUGAAACAGUCUCUUCGUUCCAGAAAGGCCAAGAGGUCAACGAACUAGAAGAAAACUAUAGCAUGUUUGAUGGGCCAAAGAGGGAUGACAAAGAAGAAGAUUGUAGCUCAGAUGAUAUGAGCUUCGAUAAGUACAUCUCUGAAGCUAAUAUCCUACUGAAAGAAGCUAAGGGUUGCUCAAAGAAGAAAGGUAAUGAUAAGAUUGCAGAAGAUGCAUUCCGAAAGUCAGCUGUUAUACUUUCAAAAGCCACACACAUUAGACCUAUGAGUUUAUUGGCUGCGGGGUUGUUGGGAAACACAUACCUUCUUCACGGAGAGCUAAAACUGAGGACUAGUCGUGACUUGAGAAUGCUACUCGCAAGAACGAAUGUGCAAAAUGAGGAAGUUGGGAGGAAAGAGGAAAUUGUGUCUUAUCUUUUUAAUGUGUGUGAAGAGUGUGAAGAACUGCUGGUUAAUGCAGGAAGACAGUAUAAGCUGGCUUUAUCAAUCGAUGGGAAUGAUAUGAGAGCAUUGUAUAACUGGGGUCUUGCUCUCUCUUUCCGUGCACAAUUGAUUUCAGACAUAGGACCAGGUGCUGCACGUGAUGCCGACAAGGUGUUCCUGGCUGCAAUUGAUAAAUUCAACGCAAUGAUGUCUAAAAGCAAUGAAUAUGCACCAGACGCACUGUUCAGGUGGGGUGCGGCUUUACAAGAGAGAUCUCGGCUGCGACCCAGACGAAGUAGAGAAAAGGUUAGGCUGUUGCAGCAGGCUAGAAGGCUAUAUGAAGAUGCACUCGGUAUGGACUCUGGGAAUCUGCACCUUCAAAAGGCCUUGUCAUCCUGCAUCUCCGAGCUCAACUGGUUCAAUUAAACAUUCACAAUCCUCUCUUUUACACCCUCCGCCCGUUAAAGAACUCAUCUGUUUCUUUACGGAGUUUAAGAAAAAGCGAAAUUGUGCAGUGCAGAAAAGGUACAAAUGAACUGAACCACUCUUUUCUUUACUUUCCCUAAAUGGAAUGAGAGCUUUAUGGAAUAGUUAAAAGAGGAGAGUAAGACAUUCUUUUAAGAGGGGAGGGAGUAUUUGCUGCCUUUGUGAAUUUUUUUUUUUCUUCUCCACCAUCUUAUUUCUUUGCUUCUUUUAAUACAAAUUUUCCCUUAUG